AUGCCUACGAUGAGCGACCACCAGCUGCAGCCUGCUAGCCCCAGCAGACCCCUGACCAACGGCCACUUCCCGCCGUCGAGUCCCACAUCCCCGAGACCCUCUCACAGCUUCUCCAUUCAGCUGGAGAGUAGCAUGCGACGAUUCACCAAAGAUAAGGACCAGCAACGUGCUGGCCCGUCACAUGCUUCAAUUCUCAACGGGUCAUAUCGAUGUCCAUCGGGGCAUGCGACGAGGGCACCCAGUGAGUCUGGACAGCCGACGACGCAGGAGGACUGCGUCGAGUGUAAUCAGAUUCGGACGCAGCUGCAUCAAGUGCAAGCCGAGAUGGCCAGUCUGCGAGAGAUGUUCGGAAAGCAGACGCGUGUGUCACGGCGAAAUGAGAAGUAA
Messenger RNA from Verticillium alfalfae VaMs.102, 387 nucleotides. RefSeq lists its product with no specific name. The transcript has a single exon. The record is from RefSeq and is a predicted model, not a curated record. NCBI's taxonomy places the organism in Eukaryota, Fungi, Ascomycota, Sordariomycetes, Glomerellales, Plectosphaerellaceae. The coding region runs from base 1 to 387 and encodes 128 amino acids.